Trichobilharzia regenti is the source of this 645-nucleotide messenger RNA. NCBI's taxonomy places the organism in Eukaryota, Metazoa, Platyhelminthes, Trematoda, Strigeidida, Schistosomatidae. The record is from the annotation of a GenBank genome assembly.
AUGAAUUUAAGUCAUUAUUAUUCAUGUAUAAAUAUUUUCGCUAAUGAAAUGAUGGUGAUGUUACCAAAUAAUAAUGUUGAGGAAUUAAAUUUAAAAGUAUUAUCAUUAUUUGAUAAAGGAGAUCUAUUACAAUUUUUCAAUGUUCAAUGUGAUAAUGAAAGACGAAAUAUUAUCAUACAUCAAAAUGAUGAAUUAAUCAAUUCAACAAUAUUAGCCUGUUUCCAUUCAUUGAAUCUAGUACAAAUUGAAAUACAACUAGAAGAAAAAGAACAAGACGAUAAUUCAUUGAAUGAAAAAAAGAUUGUCACAUUAUUCACUGAAAACUUAAUGAAUAAAUUUGUACAAGGUUUACGCAUAACACGUUUACUGAAUAGGAUCAAAUGUCGUCUUCUCAUGGGUCAUGGUCACUUAUUGCGUAAUAUAAUCCAAAUGAUAACAAAUUUGGCUACAAUAAAUGAAACAAUAAUGGAGAUACCAAUUGAACGCUUCAUCGUUGAACCACUUCUAAACGUUGAAGAAUUAUGCUGUAGACAUUUUCUCAGACUUUCUAUAGAAUCUUUCAUUUUACAUUAUUUUAAGCAUUUAGAAAGUAUUAGACCAUUCAAUGAUAACAGUGAUGAUGGUGAUGUUAUACACCUGAAUUAG